Molecule: messenger RNA, 3769 nt
Organism: Paramormyrops kingsleyae
Lineage: Eukaryota; Metazoa; Chordata; Actinopteri; Osteoglossiformes; Mormyridae
Product: leucine-rich repeat-containing protein 75B-like
Source: RefSeq, a predicted model, not a curated record
AUGUGAAGGUAAGUUUAUGUAAGACUUAGGUCUACUAUAUGUUAUACUAUAUGUUAUAAGGGGCGUCUGCGGGGUACGCCCCCUCCCCUCACACGCACACAGACACUCACACCGACAUGCCUAUUGUGACAGGAUUUGCCGAACUUGUCAGUGUAGAUUAGCGGAAUGACGUUACAUUAUUUUUUUAUUUUGUGGAAAACGAAAGAUCGAUCUGCUCUCCAGAUUUAAUCACGAAUUAUAAGAAUGUCGCGGGCCGGUACGGACCUCAUAAGUCUAAGUGGUGAACAAGCCGAUCCCUCUACCUCACUACGGAAAAUGGCUGAUCGUCCAGAUCUCAGUAGUUGUAUUUAGCUCUGGCGCUGUUCACUUUUAAAACUGAUGAUGCUUAAAAAUCGACCUGCAAUAUCUGUAUGUUAACCGAUACAUCGUCCAUCUCAAACUUGUUUGUUCCAUCUUCAUAAAGACAACAUGUAAAGCAACAUAACCAGGAAUAAAUUGCUCGAGAAUCGUGAGACCAAAUCGUCAUCUCGAUUUUGAGUGAAAAACAAAUCGUGAUUUUUAUUUUACCUAGAAUCGUGCAGUCCUACGUUACGUUUCUGCAGACAUAACGAGGCAAAAAACGUUAGUCAAAAAGUCUAAAUGACUAGGGGUACACACUGCGUACAGGCCGGCGUACAGCCGCAAACGCCAAUGUUAUAGAUAGAAAAAAACUAAUAAGGAAAUUAGAGCAUUGUUUAUUUUCCACAUUAGUUUUAGUCGUUAUGAAAUCCGGAACGUUGCGAAAUAGUAACAUGUUGUCUCAGAGGUCUUGGGAGUGGAGGAAUGCAAAAUCAAAUGCAGGAAAAACAAAUCUCGAAAAUUGUAGUGUGGUUUUAAUAUAUGGCUUAUUUUGUAGUUUAGAAUAGAAACGGGCUAAAUAAACGUUACUGUACAUUUUUGCAAAACUCUAAAUAACGCGUGGAAUCCAAAUAACCAAAACGAGCUGUUUUUCAGUAGCAACCAAUGUAUCACGAACACAGCUGCAGUUUCCCCGCUUCUCAGCCGCCCGAUUAUUAUUUACCUAAUAUACUUUUUAGCGCUGCAUUAAUCACAGGCAACACUAUCACCCAACCAACAGUCUGCAAAUGAAAUUUCUAGGGCUGAGGCCAAGCUUGUGCGAUGGCUGUUAUUAUACAGCGGUGUGGGCUCGCCGCGCUCUGAUUGGCCGCCCGAAGCAGCUUUCAGAUACAAACUGCUCCGCCAGCGCGGCUCCGGAGUUGCGUGCGUGUGUUUGGGGGGCUGGAGCCUCAUCGCUGUUUACUAGUGCAGAGGAGAUGGGCUUCAAUAGUAAGUGCUACGAUUUUUUAAUGCAAUCGGCGCCGCUCUACUUUCUUGGCCGGAUCCAAAGUUGGCACCGGUAAGGCGACGCUUGCGUUGCAGUAAAACCGAAGUUGGUUCUCCUCCAAGUUCACAGCCUCCAGUGGGCUGGCUGAGGGUUCAAGAGUCUUCACGCUUUGUUUGCCACAGAUGCCUUUUGCUGCCUUUUGAUUACGGCGUACUGUUUUUUUUCCUCGUAAGAUCGACUAACAGGAAUUAACGCUUUAGCGGUAAGUGAUGGGCUCCCGGCUGAGCAGGCAGGACAGCCUAAACGGCGAGGUACAUUUUUCCAAGAACAGACCCCAGCGACACGGCAGCUGCGGGGAAGCCGUGGUGGCUGCCAACCGCGGCGGCGGGAACUUCUCGCUUUCAUCCCUGAUCAGAAGGUCCGACAAGCUGCCGAGGAUGCUGCGGAAGACAACGCAAUGUCCCUAUAUGAGAAGAGUGGCUUGGAUCCGGGAGAUACAGACACUUCUCCGGGUGAACAAGGUGGAGCAGGCGGGCGAUAUACUCAGAUUACUUAGAAAGGACAUGGGUCUGGAGGGCACCUCCCUCACCGACAUCCUGUACAAGAACGCCGCAUUCCUGAACCUGGUGGACCCCAUCUCCCAUGAGCUCCUGCUCAGCCUGGCUCGUGACAUGCAGUGCCCUAAAAUGGAUGCUGAGCCAAUGAAGUCUUCUGAGAAAAUAUGCAGACAGCUGAUUUACCAUCUGACCCCGCACUCCAAAUGGGCCAGGCAGGGCACAUUGCGGAAGAAACCCCAGACUUGCCUUAAAACGAUGCUGCAGAAGAAGCUGUCCAGCGGCACCGUGGACCUGUCCGGCAUCGCACUGUCCAGUCAGGACAUCCACCGGGUGACGUACUACCUCCAGAAGAACCGCGAUGGCCUGGUCUUGGUGGACCUGAGCUUCACGGAGCUCCAGGACGAUGGGCUACGGCCCCUGCUGCCCUUUCUGGGGGCACUGCCCAAGCUGUCCACGCUGGCGCUCAAUGGCAACCGACUAACCGCCGCCGUGCUGAAGGACCUCACAGAAGUGGCCAAGGACCCCUCGCGCUUCCCCAGCCUGGCUUGGGUGGACCUGGGCAACAACGUGGACAUCCUGACCAUACCUCAGCCCCUCCUGGUCGCCCUCCGACGUCGUUUCGGCCUCAAGAGCAGCCUGCCCACCAUCUAUGAACAUGGUGAGAGACGCCACCAUGAUUGGCAGGUAGGGUAUGGCGAGGAAGAAGAAGAGGAGGAGAAUGUCUCUGACAUGUCUGAGGAAGCCCUUGAAGAUAAACCAGAGUUAUGGGAGGUCAGAGAAAAUAUGCCCCAGGACAUGGAAUUGCACUGCUGUGAGAGGUGAACCUGCCAUCAGAUCCUGCAAUGAAUUUGGGAACUUGAUGUGUAGGGAACCCAGCUUGUCAUGCCCUGACCCCAGCAGGACCUCUGACCUCCACUGUACACUGCCUGUCGUGCUCAUUAGUCACAAUGUCUCUGGCUGUGACUUCUGAUGCAGAAGGUUUCCCUUCCAUUGUCAAGGAGUGAACAGGGGACUUGGACACAAACCGUCCCUCCUAUUGACUGCUAGUGGUGUCACAUGGAGCCGGGUUGGAGGUGUGGAUUAUUAGCCUUCCACGGCAUUGUCCUUUUAUUCCCAGGGCUCAGGUGGCUGCACAGUCUGUGGCUUCAUUAGGCCACGCCCCCACAAGCGCUCACUGGCCCAUAUGUGGCCAAUGGUAGCUCACUUGCCGUAAAGGGGGAGGGACUUCUUUUACAAAAGGCAGCGUGCAGAGAAGCCAUCUCUGGGAGCUUUAAUCAGCAGUACUGCUUGGCUGGUUAUUGUGGGGAAAAAAAAGAGUUUUUGUAAUUACAGCAUUCAUGGUGUCAGUUUUGAGUGUGUGAUGAAUAACGGGGUUUGUAUUUCGUCUGGACGUGUGGGUCUGCUCUGAUCUGCGGUCUCUAGGCACCCACCACUGUAAACAAACAAAUACUCUGAGCUUGAUGUAGCAUCUUGUAUGGAUCUGUAAGGGAUUCACAUUUUGUGCUGCUUCAAGAACGUUAUUUUGUAUUUUUUUUUGUUAUUUGUCUGUAUUUAUGCAAAGGUUUUUGUAGGUGAUAUGAAGUGUUUUUGUGUUAGUGGUAUUAAUCUUUCGUAUCUGAAUCAUCACCCGCUGUUCAGUGCAACAACGGAUCAGUUGUUACUGUGGUAAAUCUGCAUCAGCACAGGGAUAUGUUAGGCUUGUGCGAUACAGACUGUCUGCUUCACUUGCACCUGUGUCUGGUGGUCUGGCGGCAGUCUUGCUGCCAAUGCAUGUCGUAGCAGUGUCACCCUGGCGGGGCUUGUGCAGGUCCGACCUGCCAGCACUGCUAGUGUGAAUAACGUUGGUCUCUUAUAUGGGGGAAAAGAAAUAAAGAACAUGGUGAAGUAA